GAGACGAUGCCCUCUUCUUCUCUGGUUUUGCCCCAGCGCUGCUUCUCACCUCUGGUUGGAGCCCGCUUCUCUCUUCUCUGUCUUUUGCCCCGAAGCACACGCAGUCUGCUUCUCUUCAAGCCGACGAAAGCUCCCAUUUCAGCCCGCUUCUUCGUUAGGAUGUCAUCGUCAGCUUCUUCAUGGACUUCGGCGAACAACCCAAUGUGCACCUGUGGGAAGCCCGCAAAACUUAGAAUAUCGAAUACGCCAAGAAAUCUGGGCCGAUCAUUUUGUGGGUGUCCAAACUACAAUACGAAGGAUUACCACACUGUAGCAAUUUCAAAUGGGCAAAUCGCAGUGAGGAAAGAGAAAAAGAUCUUAUGAAGAUAGAAAUUGAGUUGUUAAGGAAUGAGGAUGAGUUUCGAAGAAGAGAUGAAGAGAUUGUGAAGUAUAAGUUAGGAAUCCAUAACGACCAACUUGAUAUUCAAAGGCAACAAGCAAAGAUCCGGCGUGAACGCACACUACUUAAAAUCUCUUGGUUUAUUUUUAUA
Molecule: messenger RNA, 530 nt
Organism: Juglans microcarpa x Juglans regia
Lineage: Eukaryota; Viridiplantae; Streptophyta; Magnoliopsida; Fagales; Juglandaceae
Exons: 3
Coding region: 7-363 (118 amino acids)
Molecular function (GO): zinc ion binding
Source: RefSeq, a predicted model, not a curated record